Molecule: messenger RNA, 3080 nt
Organism: Tilletiaria anomala UBC 951
Lineage: Eukaryota; Fungi; Basidiomycota; Exobasidiomycetes; Georgefischeriales; Tilletiariaceae
Exons: 2
Coding region: 185-3016 (943 amino acids)
Biological process (GO): maturation of SSU-rRNA from tricistronic rRNA transcript (SSU-rRNA, 5.8S rRNA, LSU-rRNA)
Cellular component (GO): small-subunit processome; Pwp2p-containing subcomplex of 90S preribosome
Molecular function (GO): snoRNA binding; protein binding
Source: RefSeq, a predicted model, not a curated record
UGAUAAUUGACCCCUUAGCUGGUAGGGCACAAGGUAUCUUCAGACGGCAUGAAAUCAGACGCACGGUGAAUGCGUCCUGAAGCUGGUCUCUGCGGCGCGUUCGCUCCUUCUUCAUUAGCCUGACUACUGCUCAGAUCCACCUUGCGAUCAUCCUUCGAGCGUCGGGCGACACAAGCGCACCAAAAUGGAGCGUGUGACGUAUCAGCUGGAGCGCUCGCUCCCAUCGCUGGACUUGCUCGCGACGUCCGGUGUCUUUACGCGGGAGGAACUGCGUGCUUUGACGUCUCAGAGGCAGCAGUAUGAGUCCAACCUCGUUCGCAGAGUGGCGCUGUGGGAGGACUUUAAGGCCUACCUCGAUUUCGAAGAGAGAACGGAGAAGCUGAGACUACUCAGAUGCAGAACCCUGGACUUGCCAAAGGCGGUGCUCUCACAGUUCAAGUCAGCCAGCACGGCCCGGACGAUUUCGAUCUACGAGCGAGCCGUGCGAAAAUUUAAAUCGCAAGUGCACGUAUGGAUCGAUUAUAUCCAAUGGGCUAAAUCGAACGGCAUGCGCGUCGUCCUCGGGCGCGUCCUCGGGCGCGGUCUCGCCUUGCACCCACAGAACACGCGUCUGUGGAUCCUCGCGGCGGACCACGAGCUCAAUGCAAAUGGCGCGCCGACGGCCGCGCGUGCGCUGCUGCAGCGUGCGCUGCGCAUCAAUCGUCCGGUCCAACAUGAUGCGGCGCGAGCAGGAGGCGAUCGCAAGAAGCGCGAGCGCCACCUGCUCAGCUCGCAGGAUGGAGACAGGCCGAGCAAAAAGAGCAAGUUGAAUGGAGCGGUCGUCUCCUCGUCAAGGCAGGGUCGGAAGGAUGACUCCGCGUCUCUCUUCGUUCCGCCAGGCUCUAAAGAACGCGACUAUCUCGACUUGGCUCUCGAAUACGUCAGGAUGGAGCUCGUGUUCAUGGAGCGUCUGCGGCGGCGCUGGGCCAUCCUUGGCAUCAGUGCAGAGGGCGCGUCUGAUGAGCUGGCAUCCAAGGCCGCAGCAGCAGACGCGAUGGAGCGGAACGGCGAGGAGGAAGACGCGGAUAUGCAAGAACAGGCUUUUGAGGCCGCGCAAGCGCUCAAUGACGCUGGCAAAGACGACGACGAGGGCGACGCCGAAGGAAGUGGCCAAGAGCUAAGCGCAACAGCGAAGGCGACGGCGGCAUCAAAGCCGCAACCGGAUAGCUCAGUGUCUGCUGCCCAGAAAGUGGUAGAUGCCUCCAAAGCCAGUGCCGCGGCGCAGCUGCCCGUUCUGCAAGGGGCUAUCAUCCGUCUUGCCGUCCGCUCGGCUGUGGACAACCUGCCGCAACGAUAUCGCUUCAUCUACCUCGUAGCAGUUCGAAUGCUCCUUGCAAGCUUCCCCUUUGCGGACGGACACGCCAAGCAAGGAAGUGGCCAGAAGCUCCGAAAUGAGUUGGUUGAGGACGUGCAUGCGCAUCUACGCACUCAUUUCCCGCAUGUGGCGCAUGCAUCGUUCGUGCUUGGCUCAGCCCCCAUCAGCGCAAACGUCCAGCUCUGGCCUUCGUCCGAGGAAUUGGCCAGCGAGAUGGAGACGAACGAAUCACUCAAAGCUGCAAGCACCUUGCAGAUGGAUGGUAGUGACAUUGAACGCGCGGUUGCUGCAAGCACGCAGCAGUCCGAGACGCAGCGUCUUCUCGUCUUGAACCUCAUGAAUGAUGUCCUUGCACGGCAAGACAUGGAGGACGAGACACUGCCGAAGGACGUCAUUUCCGCCUUCAAACACUAUGCAGAGGCAGUGCAAUCACUCACAGCUGCCGAUGCAGUUUCCUCAGUCGCCGAUGUUUCGACGGUCGCAGAAGCCUCAAAACUUGCAGAACUAGAGACGCACUUCUUGCAAGCUCUGCGAGCGACGUGGGCUGCGCAGGAGGGGCCCGAGUUGCGCGCUCUUGUCGACGCGCUUUCGGAACAGGUGUACAUAUCGGCCAAGAAGAGCAAGUAUCUUAGCUUCCCUGUCGCCGAGAUGCACUUCGCCCAUGCGCAAGUGGAUGAAAGAGAUGACGCUGCUGAAGCUCAGCGGAUCCGCAAAGCUAUCAAGACCUGCUCGUACACCGCCGAGAAGCUUGGGAGCAACUCAGUCGCUACGUCCGACUCAGCCGCACGCUUAUGGUGCCUUUCGCUCGACUGCGCCAAGCGCCGCUUGGUACAGCGCGCAGAGCCUGAUGCCAAGGAUGAGCUCUUGCGCGAACACCUUCUCGCCGUCGCUGCAGCGCCAGAGUCAACCGCGCUGUGGCAACGCACCAUCGACUUGGUUUCGCGCGAGCUGGCGCUGCGCGACAAGAAGGCAGAUCGCUGGGUGUGGGCUUCAUUCGAUACCUUGGUCGACAACUCGCGUCGGUCCGUACAGACAUGCACCGACCCAGAGGCGCGCGAAGUGCGUCAGGCGAUACACGACAGCGUGCUUUCGGCUGUCUUUGGCAUUGCCGCCCGCUUGGAAGAUGCGCGGUCGGCCAAGACCGCAGAGCGUGCAAUGGAUGCGGCCCGCGCGAUCGUCAUGAAGGAUAGCGUCGCGAGCGCUGGCUUCUGGCUCAAGCUGUGCGAGCUUCACGCCGCGCGAUAUCGCUCGCUGGCUGGCCAGCACAAGCAUCGCGGUCACAGCGAGCGAGCGCCGGCGUACUGGCAAGCGAAGCAGGGCGACGCAGACAGUUCUGCGCGCCUAUCGAAGGAAGCAGCCAAGGCGGAUCAGAUCUUCGGCAAGCUGCUUUUCAGCAGUCAUACAACCGACCCAGAAAUUUUCGUGCAAGCACGCAUCACGUGGCUGCAGCAUCUAUUGCGGGAUAGGCAGGAUGUACAGAAGGCUAUGAACGCUCUCGACACGGCUGUCAGAGAUGCCAAGGCUGUAGUUGGGCUGCGAGCCGCAGCUCGUAUCGAAGACGCCUGGAAAGAGAUGUCCGAGGCGUCCCCCGCAACUUUUGAGGCAGCGCACGAUAAGGGGGAUGAAGGGGGAGAUAACGAUGCAGAGCUCGAUGAGGAGUGAGGACCGAGGGUCAUCUAUGUAGCAUAAUAGUCGUCUCGCAGCGAUGCAAGAGGCAGUGAACGCC